This is a messenger RNA of Lolium rigidum, 1226 nucleotides long. RefSeq names its product F-box protein At1g70590-like. The transcript has 5 exons. The record is from RefSeq and is a predicted model, not a curated record. NCBI's taxonomy places the organism in Eukaryota, Viridiplantae, Streptophyta, Magnoliopsida, Poales, Poaceae. Gene Ontology annotation, molecular function: protein binding. Bases 1 to 1206 code for a protein of 401 amino acids.
AUGGAACCGCUCCGAGAGUGCGUGGAAGCGCAACGCCCGGCGGUGGACCAACUGCGGCUCACGCCUCUAGGGAAGCUCGCCCGCUACGCCAAUAACAUCGAGGGCUCUUCCUCCGGAGGAUCGUGGCGUUGUCUGUUGCCGCCCAUCGACGACAACAAUGAGGAGGAGGAGGAGGAGGCGCCGCGCAGAGUAUUCCAUAGCGGCAACUACGUCCUCAACGACGAGGAGGAUGCGAUGUCAAAUCCAGCAGGCCGUUCGGCAGGGGACGAGCCCGCGCGGCCCGUUCGCUCCGCUCUCACCCGCCUCGCACGACCUCCUCUCCCCCUCGCGCCCCUCCCAUCGCCGCCGCCGCCGCCAGCUCCCAAUCUUCGUUCUCCCUCUUCCUCGCGAGAGGCGCCCGCGCCGCCCAAGACCGCCCCCCUCGGCUCCGGCUCCGACUUCGCCGACCUCCCGCAGGAGCUCCUCCACCGGGCGCUCUCCGUGUCCGGCGCCGCCGACGUCUCGGCCGCCAGCCGCGUGUGCCGGGCCUGGAGGGACGCGCUGCAGCCGCUCCGCGAGGCGGCGGCGCUGCACGCGCACGGCCGCCGCCUCAAGCACGGCCCCGCUGUCCCCGCCCCCUGCGGGGUCGAGGGGCGCGACCUGGCGCGGCGGAGCGCGCUCGGGAUGUUCCAGCGGGCGGCCAGACUCGGACCCGCGACGGCGAUGGUGGACGCCGGGCUGCUGUACUGGGAGGAGGGGCAGCGAGAGGAGGCCAUGGGGUACUACCGCAGGGCGGCCGAGCUGGGGCACCCUGUCGGGAUGUGCAAUCUCGGGGUCUCUUACCUCGAAGCUGAUCCACCCGAGGCCGACGAAGCUGUUAGAUGGUUUUAUCCAGCUACGUCCGCAGGCAAUGUUCGUGCCCAAUACAACCUAGGCCUCUGCUUGCAGAAUGGAAAAGGAAUCAAGCGGAAUCAACGAGAAGCUGCAAAAUGGUACUUGCGAGCUGCAGAGGGAGGGAAUGUACGAGCCAUGUAUAACGUUUCCUUGUGUUACUGCUUGGGUGAAGGGUUUACGCAGGAUCAUGUGCGUGCUAAGAAGUGGCUGCAACUAGCUGCUGACUGUGGUCACAAGAAGGCUCUUUAUGAAUGUGGUCUUAAACUAUGUGCGGCAGGAGACAAGAUCAGGUCUUUCAUGUAUCUUACAGCAUUUCUGUGGAUGCCAUUGUGAAAACGGUUCUUACGAUUGAA